AAAUUCUGUGGCUUUCUUAUUUCUUAACUAAAGAUGUUAUGGUCGAGAAUAUUCUGUGAGGUAAACCCAAAACACUGAUGGUAUCUAUUGUUUCUCCGUGAUGGAAUACAUCACCUUGCAAAGUGAAGUGAACAAGUUGAAUGCUGAAGGCCAGACUCUUCAGGCUAUAGAGCUCCUUACCUCAGAGAUCAAAGUGCAUCCUGAUAACCCAGAGUUGUUUCUUCUGAGAGCACAAAACCUGCUGAAGCUUGACAAGUAUAAAGAAGCGAGUAGUGAUGCAGCACGGGCACUGACUCUAGGCGCAGGUGCUGAGGCUAACCUGGUGCACGGCAAAGCUCUCUUCAACUUGGGAGAAUACGUUGAGUCUUUACAGACAUUCAGAAAGGGCAGAUCUAAAGCAGGAUCAGACUUAGGAGGGCUCGACCAGUUUGGUCAGUGGACAGUCUGGUGUGAAGAACGCAUCAAGAAGCUGGGGAUUACUGACGUCACUACAGAGGCUACUGAGAAGGCUCCAGGGAGCACCAUGGAGAAACCUGAGAGUGCAGCCAAUACCAUGCCAGUACCAAAAAUAAAGCAUGAUUGGUACCAGACUGAAACCCAUAUUGUCAUCACUAUACUUGUUAAAAAUUUGAAGAAAGAAGAUGUUAAAGUAAAUUUCACUGACAAGACUGUAAGUGUAUCAGCACCACUUCCUUCUGGCUCAGAAUAUAGCCUAGAACUGGAUAUAUGUCAUCCAAUUAACCCACUAGAGUCGUCCUUCAGAGUUGUGCCUUCCAAAAUAGAGGUGAAAAUGAAGAAGGUGGAUGGUAUUCGAUGGGCGUCUCUCGAGGGAGAUGGUUCUUCCCCAAAUGUGAAAUCAAAUCUCACAGGAGCCUCCAUGGAUGGAAGUGUUCCAUCCUACCCAACUUCUUCAACUAAAAAGCACGACUGGAACAAAAUUGAAGCGGAAGUAAAGAAAGAGGAGGAAGAAGAGAAGCUGGAAGGUGAUGCUGCACUAAACCAGCUCUUCCAGAAUAUUUAUGGCCAAGGUUCAGAUGAGACACGACGAGCAAUGAACAAGUCAUUUAUGGAAUCAGGUGGUACAGUUCUCAGCACAAACUGGAAAGAGGUGGCUAGUCAGAAAGUGGAAGUCAAACCCCCAGAUGGCAUGGAAUAUAAGAAAUGGAAUGCGUGAAGAAUAGACAGCAGUGGCCAGUGUAGCACCAGGAGCCACCCCAGUGUAACACCAGGAGGAGCCACCUAUUGUAGCACUGAUUAGUGUUACACAAAUUAAUUGCUAGAAUUAUUUUUCUUUUUUAUUAGUCAAGUUAGGUGUCCUGCACAAAGCCUACAUUUUUCUAACGUGUGAAAUGCUCUGAAUCCUAUUCGGCAUUUUCUGUAAUGCAAUAAACUUGCGCAUGUUUUACUAGCAGUUAUCAUAAACUGUUCUCGUAAAUAUUUCUGUUAACUACUUAAGAAUUAUAUUAUCGUUUAGAACCAUCUUGCGCACAGAAAACUAGUUUGCUAUGCAGUUUUUCUUUAUAGAAUAAAUUACCUAGCACCAAGACAUUGAUCGGUAACUAUUGCCAUUUCCAUUACCCAACUUAAAAUUUCUGCAUUGCUCUAAAAACCCUCUUCAAUUUAUAAAUGUUUAUUAUAAAAUAGCGAACAGCUCUUCUACUUGGAAUGCAGUUAGUGUAUAUAUAUUGUAAGCAACAGCUAAACUCUACAGUAAAAUAAAAGCAUUAUACAUGAGAUGUGACUAGUUCUGUACAUUUUAUGGACUACUGUAAUUAAAAAUUUUACCCAUUAUAUUCACAAAAAAAAAGCCAAUGUAUUUGGCAAUUUUUUUUGUUUGUCAGUUUGGGAUUUUUUUUUUAAUUGGCACUUGCAGGAAGCCUGGGUAUGCAUAUUAUGAAUUUUAUUUUACAGUAUUUUGUCUUAGUGUUCCAAAAGUUAAAUUGUAGGGAAAACAGUUACAUUUUGUCAAUAGCUUAAUUUGAUUAUUUUUGUGAUGUGCAACUAAUUUUGCCAUGGAAGAUGAUUGUAACAAUAAUAAUAACGAAGUGCUGAACCUACUAGGGUCAUACAGAGCUGUGCCAUGGAAGAUGUCAGUUAAAACUGAAUAAUUUAAGAUUAUUAAUCAGCACAGUGACUAACAUGGCUUUCAUUGACUAGGAUGGUUUUCAGCCUGCUGUGAUUUAUUUCAUAUCUGAAAGUAAAUUUGUGACUUUGUGCAUUUAGUUUUCCACUUGUUUUAUAUAAACAUUUUCCCAGUCACAUUACUGAUUAAAAGGAAUCAAAUAGUCAUGGAGUUUUGUAAAAGCUUAUCUUCUAGUGAUAUGUCAUUUGUAACAAAUGUAUAAAAUUAAA
This is a messenger RNA of Cherax quadricarinatus, 2352 nucleotides long. RefSeq names its product suppressor of G2 allele of skp1 (gene Sgt1). The record is from RefSeq and is a predicted model, not a curated record. Gene Ontology annotation, molecular function: protein-folding chaperone binding. Lineage: Eukaryota; Metazoa; Arthropoda; Malacostraca; Decapoda; Parastacidae.